CAACUAAAAAUUGGACCUUGGAAGUACAAAGUUGAGAGAACACCAAAGCAUUAACCUUAUUGUUUGGAACAUCUAUUCGGCGUAAAAUGUCUUUGAAGUUCUGAUUCUGUGAAUUGUUAGUUUGAUUCUGAAAACCGCCCAUGGUUGUUGUUACUCUUCUCUUCCUCUUGCAUUGAACACAACGGUUGAAGUAGGGUUUGUCCGAACUUGGUGGAGCAUCACAUCACAAAUUAUUUUUUCGAAACUUCAUUUUUAGAUUGCCAUUUUCACGAAUUCUUCUUCUCUUUACUGCAUAGAUAGAACAUUGAAUCCCAUCAUGUUCACGCCUCAGAGGACGGGGUGGCCUGCUGCAUCCCUCACGCCUCGAACCGAACCAAAACUUGCACUUUCCAAUUCCAUUCUUCUUGGAAAAGGCAAGGAUGUGAUUUUUACAGACGACCCACCUCCGCCGUUGGGGUCUCUUAACGACGAAUUGUAUAAAACCGCGACGGCAGUGGAUACUGGGGACAUGGAUGAUUGGAGGAAGUUUAAGAAAGCGGGGUUGUUGGAUGCGGCUGCAAUGGAGCGUAAGGAUCGGGAAGCGCUUCUCGAGAAGGCUUCAAGGCUUCAAAGUGAGCUUUUUGAUUAUCAGCACAAUAUGGGACUUCUUUUGAUAGAGAAGAAAGAUUGGGCUUUAAAGUUUGACCAACUAGAGCAAGAUUUAGCAGAAACUGAGGAGAUCUUCAAGCGCGAACAAUCAGCACAUUUAAUUGCAUUAUCUGAGGUUGAAACGAGGAGGGAUAAUUUGAAGAAAGCUCUAGCUGCUGAGAAGCAGCAUGUUUCUAGUCUUAAAAAGUCUUUAUAUGAAGUAAAUGAGGAGCGUGCUGAAAUAAAGCUUACAUCUCAGAAGAAGUUGGCUGAUGCAAAUGCUUUGAUGCAUGGAAUUGAGGAGAAAUCUUUGGAGUUGCAGAAAAAGUUGAAUGCUGCUGAAGCAAAGCUUGCUGAGGUAAAUAGGAAAAGUUCGGAGUUGGAGAUGCGAAUGCAUGAAGUUGAAGCUCGUGAAAGUGUGCUUCAAACUGAGCAGAUAUCCUUGGUCACGGGGAAAGAAGCACACGAGGCAACCUCCCAUAAAGAAAGAGAAAGCUUACGUAAGUGGCAGCAGAAGUUGCAGGAAAGGGAAGAAAAACUGAGCAAGAGUCGUGAAUUGCUUAAUGAUAAAGAGCAGAAGGUAAGUGAAAAUAGCACAACUAUGAAGCAGAAAGAGAAGAAUCUUGAAGAGAUGAAGAAAAAGAUUGAUCUGUCAAGUUCUGUCCUGAAAGGGAGGGAAGAUAAUGUAAAUAGACGAUUAGCAGAUGUAGAAGCAAAAGAGAAGGAAGCUGAUUUUUCAAGAAGUCUCUUGGAGAAAAAACAAGAAGAAUUACAUCAGAUGGAAGAAAAUCUUCAUGGGAGAGAAAUGAUGGAGAUCCAACAGCUGCUUGACGAGCAAAGUGUAAUUCUACAAAAGAAGAAAGAACAGUUUGAGUUACAAUUGGAAGAAAAGAGGCAAUCUCUAGAUAAUGAAGGUAUUACAAAGCUAGGAACACUCAAACGGAAGGAUCUUGAAAUUAAUCAUGAGAAAGAAAAGUUGGUGAAGCAAGAGCAAGCUUUGGAUAAAAAGUUGCUUCGAGCAAAGGAGAAAGAGGGUGAUCUUGAACAAAAGAUAAAAACUUUGAAAUCAAAAGAUAGAAUUUUAAAAGCUGAUGAGAAAAAGCUGGAGGUGGAAAGGUUGCAAAUGCUUGCUGAUAGAGAGAGCUUACGAUCUCUCAUUAAUGAGAUCGAGGAAAUCAGAACUGAAAAUUCUCAGAAAGAGCAGCAAUUUCAUGAGGAGAGGGAUAAAUUGCAAGUGAUGAAAGAAGAGAGAUCAGAGCACGUUCGUUUACAGUGUCAACUGAUGCAGGAAAUUGAGAGUUACAGACUUCAGAACAAAAUAGUUAUGAAAGAGCAUGAGGAUCUUAAGCAGGAAAGAGUCAAAUUUGAGAGAGACUGGGAAGCCUUAAAUGAAAAAAGGACUGAAAUACAUGAUGAACUUAGCGAUCUUGUGGAGGAGAGGACAAAACUAGAGAUCUUGCAAGAGGCAGAGGAGGAAAGGUUGAGAAAUGAGAAAAAUGAAAUGCUAAUUUAUAUGCAGAGAGAGUUGGAGAAUGUUAAACAAGAAAAAGAAUUAUUUGCCUCAACUACAAGGCAAGAGCAGCAAUCCUUGUCUCAGCAGGCUCAAACCGAGCAUAGCCAACUACUGCAAGAUAUAGAAUUUCAGAGGAAAGAUCUUGAAAGUCACUUUCAGAAUAGCCAAAUGAAACUAGAGAAAGUACGGCAGGAAAGGGAGCUAGCAUUUGAAGAGGAGAAAGAGAGAGAACGGAACAAAUUGUUUUGCUUGAGAGACAUUGCUCAGAAAGAAACAGACGAGCUAUUAUCUGAAAGGCAUCAAUUGGAAAAGGAAAAGGAGGUGGUUUCCCUGAAUAGGAAGCAAAUGAUAGCGGACCAUCUUGAAAUUCAUCAAGAUAUUGAUAAGCUCAACAUAUUAAGUAAGGAGCUUAAAAUUCAGAGGGAACAACUUAUUCGGGAUAGGGUUCGCUUUUUGACCUUUGUUGAUAAGCAUAAGAGUUGUGGUAAGUGUGGUGUGUCCAUUGAAGAAUUUAUAGUUCCCGACCUCCAAAUACCUGAAGAAAUCAGAAAAUCGCACCCUCUACCAAUGUUAGAGGCCAAUUCUCUACAAAACCUCCAAAGAGAAUUCGCUGCUUCAGAGUUUGGUUCUUCAGAUUCUGGAGGUCGCAUGUCUUGGCUCAGAAGAUGCAGCAGAAAGAUUCUAAAUCUAUCUCCCAUUAAGAAAAUUGGACAUGUAGUUCCUUCUGUUCCCAUGAAGUUGGCUGCAGAUUGUACCGAUUUAGAAGUCAAGGAGCCUAGAGUUAAUGUUGGCGAUGUGAAAAGGUCUGGUAUUGCUUAUGAACCGCAACAAUCUUCUUUUAUUGAGAGUGAACCAUCUGAUGUUCAAAGAUUUUCGUUCAGUGAUAACAUCAGACUGGCGGAGAAUACACAUGAACAUACAUUAGAUGAUUUUAACAACUUAGACAGCAAGUUUGAAGAAGCCUCAGAAGCUUCAAAACAACCUGACAUGAAGAGAGAGAGGCCAAAACAUGAGAAAGGACUCAAGUCUGGUCAUAGAACACGUUCAGUGAAGGCAACUGUUCAAGAUGCAAAAGUUUUUCUUGGGGAAACUGCAGGACAGUCGGAUCUUAAUGUACCUGUACAGAGUGAUUCAAAUUCUUUAUAUAAAGAAACUAGCAAUGUUCGGAAGCGGCCAUUGCCAGAAUCUUCCGCAGUUUCUAUUAGUGAGCAAGAUGGAAAUGACAGUGAAGGAUGUUCUGAUAGCAUCACAACUGCCAGGCAACGUAAAAGGCGACAAAAGAUUCCCUCUGUGCAGACGCAAGGAGAAAGCCGAUAUAAUCUGAGGCGACAUAAGAAUGCUGGCAAAGCUAGUGCUACUCAGGUUUCACCAAACCUGACAACAGUGAUGGAGAAAGAAAACGAAGAAACAACCCCUACUGUAGGUGGUGAAAAUGGGGAAAAAAUGGACUCUGUGAAGAUUACAACAGUCAGAACUAUCUAUCAUUCCGAGGAUAGAGUAGUUCGGUUUGAAUCGCAAAGAACAGCUGAAGAUAAUGCUCCCAUGGAGAAGUUGGUUACUACAACAGUCAAUGAUUUGUGCCAUGAAGCGAAUGGUUCAUCAGAGUAUGAGGAUGAAGAUCAAAGCAUACUUGAUGAUGAAGAUGAGUAUGACGAAGAGCAGCCUGAUGUGGGAUCAAUUGGAAAGAAGAUUUGGACAUUUUUCACAACUUAGCAAACAAAAUUGUUUCAAUGCUUACUCCAUUGUGCUUUACCACUGAGAAAAGGAUUUGGAGAUUGAUGAUGCUUUAGGCUCCUUUGACUUGUUAAUAUUAUCAUUUGCAGGACUUCUUUUAGCAUUCGAUGUAGAGUAGGACAUUAUUUGAGUUUUCUACUUCUACUGUUUUAUAUUUGAUCCCCCCCAACAGCUUCUUGUAAUAUUUACAAAGCCCCUUUGUAUAUGGGGAGAGGGGGGAAAACCCAGUUUUUACCUCAGAUUUCUCAACAAUUUUGGAAUGUAAGCCUAAUAAGAGGCAUUAGUUGGAAGAAUUAUUGAAUGGUAAAAGUUCAAUAUCAUGAAAUUGAAAGUACUUAAAAUUUACAGAAA
Messenger RNA from Cucumis melo (muskmelon), 4225 nucleotides. Its product is annotated as protein CROWDED NUCLEI 3. NCBI's taxonomy places the organism in Eukaryota, Viridiplantae, Streptophyta, Magnoliopsida, Cucurbitales, Cucurbitaceae. Gene Ontology annotation, biological process: nucleus organization. The transcript has 8 exons. The record is from RefSeq and is a predicted model, not a curated record. The coding region runs from base 317 to 3853 and encodes 1178 amino acids. Gene Ontology annotation, cellular component: nucleus.